CGUUCUCUAAGCGGAAGUUUACUUUCUUACGGAGUCCCGGUAGAAAAGGGGGAGGAACACCUCAGAGGAUCUCAGGGGCCCAAGGCACAGGUGGAGGAGGGAGUGUGCUGCUUGGAGAGUUCCAGGCCAGCACUUACCCUCAUCUGCAGCAGAGAUGGUGAACGUGGGGUUGUCUCGCGUGGACGAAGCGGUGGCAGCCAAGCACCCAGGGCUACAAGAAUAUACGGCCUGCCAGUCUUAUGCAUUCAUGAAAGGCAUGGGGGCAUUUUUUGCAGUCUCUGGGAUGGCUUUUGCUCUUCAAAAAUUCAUCCGGAAGAUUCACUACCCGCUCCAGUGGAACAUCCUGCUCUCCUUUGUUGCAGGUUCAGUUGCAAGCUAUACAAUGACUCGAUGGGAGACACAGAAGUGUUCUGACUUAUGGAUCUUUCUGGAGAGCAAACAACCCAGUGUCCCAGAUGUAGCCAAAGAGAAAGUGCCCCACUUGGACCCCCAGAAGGAGACAGAGGCCGGUGCAAAAAGGAACAAGUAUGGAGAUGUUAUGGACUAG
Molecule: messenger RNA, 547 nt
Organism: Zootoca vivipara (common lizard)
Lineage: Eukaryota; Metazoa; Chordata; Lepidosauria; Squamata; Lacertidae
Gene: TMEM141
Product: transmembrane protein 141
Source: RefSeq, a predicted model, not a curated record